AUGGAAAUAAACGCUAACUAUAUCAAUUUGGUAGACUAUCCAUUUUACGAGGACUACGGCAACCUGCCAAAUACCUAUACGGAUUUUGCAUGGUUGAUUGGAGGACAUGACAAUGCGGGAGCAGAACCAGUGCAGCAAUAUGGUUCAGCGUCUACAUUAAUUGCUGAUCAACGCACUGCAGAAGUGUGUUCAGCAACCUCUAUGCAAAGUGAUUUGCUGCAAAAUCAUCAAAUUGUUGGUUAUUCCGAGAGAAGUGGAACCUUUCAACGGCCAUAUCAUCCUUUCGAUCUAGGAUCCACUAAUCAGUCGUUGGCCCCAGACCCCAGCCAUGCGAUCUGCUGGUCGCCAGACUCCUUAAUACAAUUAACGUGCCAAAACCCUUUCAAUUAUACCCCAUCUACACCAAUAGAUAAGCCUGACGACUAUCCAACUACGAUUCACGAAAUAGAACAACGUAUAGCAGUCGAGAGAGAUGAACAAUCUCAGCAAUGUGAUUCAUACCCAAUCAGUACUAAAGGCUCGUUAGAAGGCGGGCCCUACAAUUCCGGAAGCAAUAACAUUGCUAACGCGGAUAUAAUAAAUGCUGCAUUUUUACCCGAAAUUAGUGGGUUUGCAAAAAGCGCUUAUGUUCAAGCGCCAGUGGGUACCUCGGCCGCGCAGUCAAAGAAACGUAAACGCGAUGUCGCUGGUUUUGGCGAGAGCCCAUCUUCUCUCAACUAUCCGAAACGUAAGCAAAUACACAGUAAUGUUGCUGAAGUCGAUGGCAUUAAAUUACCGGAUGGUGCUUUCAAAUGCCUCAUGUGCGACAAAGAGUGUAGUAAGAUGUAUGGUUUGAAACAGCACAUCAAUGUUGCUCAUUCGGGCGAGCGCCUGCAUCGUUGCACUUCAUGCGGUAAGCGCUUUGAUACCAGGGAAAGCUUAGAACGUCAUGGUUUACGCCAUACAAACAGCGGCAAGAUGUUUAAGUGCCAAGAAUGUCCAAAAGAUUACCAUCAAAAGAGUGAUCUAAAUCGCCACAUCAAAGAAAAGCAUACACGAGCGCCAUUAGGAUGUCAUUUAUGUACAAAAAGAUAUUCCCGAAAAGAUCAUCUACUGAAACACAUCAACACGCAUUUGAAUCCCAAACGAAGAGGAAAACCGGCCCAAAGUCACUCCUGA
Glossina fuscipes is the source of this 1158-nucleotide messenger RNA. RefSeq names its product zinc finger protein Gfi-1b-like. The transcript has a single exon. Bases 1 to 1158 code for a protein of 385 amino acids. Gene Ontology annotation, biological process: regulation of gene expression. Gene Ontology annotation, cellular component: nucleus. NCBI's taxonomy places the organism in Eukaryota, Metazoa, Arthropoda, Insecta, Diptera, Glossinidae. The record is from RefSeq and is a predicted model, not a curated record.